Aspergillus neoniger CBS 115656 is the source of this 1938-nucleotide messenger RNA. Its product is annotated as CCCH zinc finger protein. The coding region runs from base 251 to 1621 and encodes 456 amino acids. The record is from RefSeq and is a predicted model, not a curated record. The transcript is spliced from 4 exons. Lineage: Eukaryota; Fungi; Ascomycota; Eurotiomycetes; Eurotiales; Aspergillaceae.
CUUGUCUCUGUAGAUCUCGCACUUUCUUCGUGACUGUACAGUAAAUUCACUCCCGAUAGUAUUGGCUUCCCCGCUGUCUGCCCAAUCUUCUACUCUUUUUGGCUCCAUAAUCUCGAUCGUCGCCGUUUCAGCCGCCUACCAUCAACCCUUCCCCAUUCUCGGUGCUUCUAUAGCCUGGCGCUUCCCAAGACCUCUCUCUCACUUGCUAUCCCUCUUAAACCAUUAGUGCCCAAACCUUACCUAGUCCAUCAUGACAGCCCCGGAAUAUCUCGAGCGAUAUAAACAGGUGGCAUCUAUAGAACAAGAUAAGAAUAUCCUAAUCGAGGAACUUUUGCAGCGUGUGACAGAGCUGGAGGCUGCCUUCCAGCAAGAGAAACUCGAUCAUGAACGUGAAACGCGGUUUAAUCGUGAUAUCCAGCUUCAUGAAAUGGAGUUAAUGCAGCAUAUCGCGAGGAUCAAGGCCAUUAUGGACCGCGAGCCCUUUAUAGUCGUGCUACUAGAUGGAACUGGCAUCAUCUUCAAGGACGAGUUCCUACAAAGGGGAGAAGAAGGUGGCAAAGUUGCAGCCAAUAAGCUUGCUGUCGCCCUGAAAGACUAUGUUGCCAGCAAUUUCCCGGGCCUUGAUAAUCCAAAAAUAAUCACGAGGAUGUACGUUAACUUGAAAGGUCUGAGUGAGAUGUGUGUCCGAGGCGUCAUUAGCACCGACCCAGCAUCGAUCGAGGGCUUUGCUAAGGGCUUCAACAAUGGCCAUCCACUGUUCGACCUUGUGGAUACUGGACUAGACAACGCACAUGACAAGAUCGCAGAGGCCUUCAAAGUCAACCUGUAUAACUGCCACUGUCAUCAAAUCUUCUUAGGAUGCGCCGACACCAACGCAUAUGCCCAGAUCUUGGUGGACAUAAUGGAAGACAUUGACCUAGUAGGAAGAGUAACCUUGAUCGAGGGCAUCACCUUUGAAAAAGAUCUGGCCAAGAUCAAGGCCGCAUACAGAGUCUCUCAGUUCCCAGAAAUCCUUCGAAAUACAAAAAUAACACCUGUCUGGGCCCCGUGGAAAGCCGCAGUAGCGUCCAAACCUCCUCCAGCUCUUACUCCAUCGCCGAAACCAGGCGCAGUGCCACUGUCACGAACCUCGACCAGCACGUCAACGAACGCUAGUACGUCUAUGUCUUCCACUUCUGCCAGGCCCUCAACUCCUGGGGAAUUUCAAGUGGUGCAAUCGAAAUCGGUUACCCCCGCACGACCCAAGAUCGUUGAACGAAACAAGUACGGUCAACGUGUAGACCGGGUUGACUUUAAAAGCAUCCCGCGAGAAGAGAUGAAUCGCCUGAAGAAACUAAAAUUGUGCAACCUUCAUUACCUCCUAGGAGAAUGCACAAUUGACAACUGUCAGCAUGACCACUCGCGCAGGUUGACCAAAAGUGAACUUUCAGUUUUAACUGCUAUCGCCCGCAUGACACCCUGCCGAUAUGGGCUAGAUUGCGAUGACCCGGAAUGUACAUAUGGGCAUCGGUGCCCUCACGCAGAGCCCGGGAAAAAAGAUUGUUACUGGGGUUCUAAUUGUCGAUUUGAUCCUGCCGCGCACGGCAUCGACACCAAUAUCGUUAAGUUAACCAAGGUCUAAUAGCAGGGGUAGGAUAAUUGGGGAAGCGAGCUCCAUUUUCUCUUUCAAAUUUGCAGCGUGAAUCAGGACCUGCAUUGCUCUAGCACAAAAGUUGUGUUUUCCUUUGGCCUUUGUAAUGGCUUCGCGCAGAUAAGAUUGGACAUUUUUUUUUUCACAAGUUUUGGCCCAUCAACACCAGAAUUCUUGUUUUGCUGGCGUGCUUCCUACACUUGAUUCUAUACUACCUUGCACAUGGUACAUAUCUUGAUGGAUAUCCCUAAAUUCGGUACUCAAUCUGUGAAAUUUUCUAUCAAUAUGACAUUUUCGACUAUCUUUCA